CUACGGCGUCCUCCGAUUUUAUUCACGGAAAGUGUAUCGCCAUAUUGCUUCCGUGAAUUCAGUGAAAUAUUUGUACAUUUCUCUCCAAUUAUGACUGUAAUAUCAAAAUGAAGUGAUAAAAAACAAUCCACAGUCGAUUGUUAAUAAGUGGGAUACGGUUUUACGUUUCUCACGCGUUGAUUUGAAGUGAAAUAGAGUAGCGUCGGCGUUACGAUGUCUUUUGAGAAGAUGGAAGUUGUAAAUCCGGCUGAAAAAGAAGCGAGUGAAGUCCUGCAUUCUCUUUUAUCUGUGGAACGUCGGAGUGUGGACAGCAAAGAGGCCAUAAUUGUAUCUAUACCGUCGGACCAGAACGGCGGAGGCGAAUACGGCGAGAGCGCCCAAUGGCACACACCAGUCAUGGGACAGCAUUCUGUGUUUGAGCUUGGUGGCUCACAGAAUAUGCAACAGCAUAAUUACAAUGGUCACCAGGAACAGGUUUUAUGGCAAGGGCAUACAAUACAAGUUGAGAAUGGCGAUGCCAAUAUGCAAGGGAUGCAAACUCAGUACAGCUUGGAAUUUGAAACAAAUGUUGAAGGCCAAGAAAUGGAUGUCGACACAAAACCCAAAAUGGAAAAGAAAGCUAUUGUAAAGAGAAAGAAAAAAGUAGCAGAGUCGGACAGUGAUGAAGAAGUUCUGGGCAACACAUUGGAAGACAAUCCUGAACAGGUAAAAGAGAGGCUAAGAAGGGGCUGUGAUUGUAAGGAUAAUUGCUACCGAGGUUUGAAUCCUGAGGCAGUCUACCGUCACCGUUUGAAUAUUGCUGAAUUAACCAAGAGUGAACAUGACAUGUACUUGAUGGGAAUCACUAUGGCCAGCUUGGCAAAUCCAGCAGAAACCUCACGCCAUAAAGUAAGAAGGAGAUUAAGGGCAUGCUAUGUCUACCAGGGGAGAAAAGUUUGUUUAGAAGCUUUCUUGUACUUGGAAAAUGUUACUCAUUACCAGUUGAAACGCAUCCGACAGCAUGUUAUGACACAUGGCGUCGCCCCUCGCAUACACGGUAAUGUUGGCAAGAAACCCUACAAUACAUUCACAUUGGAUAUUUAUAAACAUGCAACUAACUUCCUAAAAGAAUAUCUAAAACAACAUGCCAGUUCACCCAAAGAUGUACAACCAUCAGGUGAGAGUGGCAAGAAAGGUAGUAAGACUGUUAUAAUACAAGGUGACUCCAGAAAGCAUUUGUUUGAAGCAUAUAAGGAAUAUGGAGAAAUAUUAGAACCUGGAGUGAAGCUUAUGGGUUAUUCAACAUUUAGAGCGUUCAUGAAAGACCAGUUCCCACAUGUUAAGUUUGCAACUAAAAAGCAGGAAUUAUCCAAGGAUGUGGUACCUUUCCGUAGUGGUAAAUGUAUGUCAUAUGACAAAAAUAAGGAUCCCGUGAGAAUACAACAGGAGAAAGAGAAGGCCGAGGCCAAGAAGGCAGCUAUUGAACAGAAGAAGAAAGAAGAACAUGAAAGGGAACAACACCAAGCGCAACAACAGGCCCAGCAACAGCAACAACAACAACAGGUGCAACAACAGCAGCAACAACAACAACAGCAACAAGUUCAGCAGGUGCAAGUACAACACCAACAGAUGCAGAACCAGCCCCAUGUGGUUAUACACCAGCAACAGCCUCAACAACAGCAGACGAUGCAACAGCAGAUGUUGGUGCCCCAAGUGAGCCAGCACCAGCAAGUGCUCACGCAGCAAGUUGGUGGGGUGCAGCAAGUUGCCCAGCAACAUUUGCAACCUCUCGGUGUGUCGGAAGACAACGGGCAGCCUGUGGAAAUGGCCCAACAAGUGAUACCGCUGGCUGUAGUACAACAACCUCAACAAGCGUACAUAGUGACUCCAGUGUCCCAUUUCCAAACGCGAGUACAAGGCGCAUGGUACAGACAUUGACAAAACCCUUUACUAUGUUUGGAGUCAACUAACGGGGAACACAAAAGCACAUACUUAUAACAAACGAAAACUAACGUGCUUGCUCUGUUCCAAAUACGUUUACUUACUCGUAACUUUGGCAAUAAGUUAGCAAAGAUAUUUAGACACCUUUUCAGUAUUGAUUGAAAACGGAUUAUACAAUUUUAUAUAAGGAUAAUAUUAAUCAUAUUUACACUAUCAAAUUAGCAGUAGCUAUGAAUGUAGUUUAUUUUAUUAUGAUUUUGUGUGAUUGUGAAGAGUGGGCAGGUGAGGUCUGUAAAAUAUUUUAUGAUACAUUUUAAUAAUUUUUAUUGUAUUAGCACAUAUUAUAAUAAUGCAGCUAGAUGAAAGGGGUUCAUGUAAAGUUUACAUGAACCCCUUUCAUUAUAAUUUAAACAUUAUUAAUUGCGUUAAUUUUAUUCUUCAUGUAUGUUGUCUAGACAUUUCAAAUACUGGUAUGUUUUUGUUGGUGUUGGUUUAAAAAAGAAAACACGCAUUUUAAAGAAAUUGUAUAUGGACACCUUUUUAUAAUAAUUAUGGAAUCACUCGUAAUUAAGACUGAAGUUGUAAAUUAUGAUGAGAAUACUGAUUUUUUUUAUAUUUUAAAGUAAUAAUUUAUAGAAAGUACAGCAAUGUGCAAUUUCAUGAUAAGAAUAUAUUACUUGCCCAUUCUUCUCAAUUUUCAAUAUGGAGUGCUCAUUGCGUUUUUAAGUCUUUUGUUGACUAAUAUGUAUCUAAUCAAGUUUUAAUUGAAUAUUGUUUUAUAAUUACGUCGCUCAUCACAACACGUUAAGUUCAGUUACAAAUGAAAGCAGUGCCUUCAUAGAACUCUGAAGUAAUUCAUAGAUAUGGUUCGACUUAUAGUUUAAAGUGUCUAGGGUUAUUACAACUAGUGAUGUGGUGGUUUUGAAACUAUUCUUUGCCAUAACAAAUAUUUAAAUACAUAUCACGUAAAAAAAUACAAAGGUUUGCAUCUAUUCAGGAAAAAUAAACCUUAAAACUUUUGUAUAAGUUCUCACUUAUACAACACUAUUGCCAAUUUUGGUGAAAAAAUUUUGGUGGAUAUGAAACACUUAAGUACAAAAUAUUGCAGUUUCUUGUUUCAUCUCUAUAAGUUAAUUCACAAGGACUGAUUAAUUUGUAACCGCUUAUUGUAACAUAUAAAAAUUUAAAAUUUCGUUGGAAAGUUUUAUUUCAUUUAUGAUGAUGUAUAUUUUGUGUAAAAAAAAUCAUAAAUACAGUAGCUCUGAACUUGUUAUAAAAAAAAUAAAAUUAAUUUUAUGCUUUGAUAAAAUAUAGAUUAUAGAUUGAUUCAUCGAAACUUUCUUAUGACUGCUUUAGUAUAUUAUUAUAAAAAUGACUCCAGUAGCAAUUUUCCCUUAAUAUUUUAUGUCUGAAAAUGUUUAAUUAUUAUUAAAGCAUAUAAUAUUCCUUUUUUAUAUUAAAACAAGUUCAGAUACUGUCAAUGUACCUAUAUUUUUUAAAUAAUGAAUCAAAUUUAAUUGAAAAACAGUUUUAUUUGUAAUCUCUUGUAUUUCGAUCUAAGGUAAUUUGUAACUAAGUAUAAGGAUAUAACCGUUCAGUAAUAACUUGUAGAAAGUACAGAAAUGUGCCUAGAAAAUAUGCUUAUUCGUAUAUUUUUAUAGUGCGGAGAUUUGUAAGAUUCGGAGCCGUCGUUAUUGUAUUCGUUUUGUUUUUUAGAUAAUAACUAAUGUGCUGCCAGAUUGGAAGUAUAUGGUACAGUAAAAUGUUUUACCUACUAAACACACAAAGUAAUAUAUGUUUAGUAGGUAAAACAUUUUACUGUAUUGCAAUUUUUAAUACAAAGAUUGUAAUCGUGGGUCAUAAUGUGGUCUGAACCCAAAGUCAGUUAAACAAGCAAUUAACGCGACGUGCUCCGAAUCGUAGUAUACACCUAGAAUAUUCGGCGUAAUGUUCCAAAUUUUUUAAACGUAGGAAGACAUGAUGUGAUAGAAAAUAAACUUUUUUACGCUA
This is a messenger RNA of Colias croceus (clouded yellow), 3930 nucleotides long. RefSeq lists its product as uncharacterized. The coding region runs from base 214 to 1917 and encodes 567 amino acids. The record is from RefSeq and is a predicted model, not a curated record. Lineage: Eukaryota; Metazoa; Arthropoda; Insecta; Lepidoptera; Pieridae. The transcript is spliced from 4 exons.